Messenger RNA from Racocetra fulgida, 260 nucleotides. NCBI's taxonomy places the organism in Eukaryota, Fungi, Glomeromycota, Glomeromycetes, Diversisporales, Gigasporaceae. The record is from the annotation of a GenBank genome assembly.
AAUGUCAAAAUUUAAUGCAAAUUAUGUCAAAAGCAGCCAAUAGUAGUCUUCGUUCUAGCUCACCAUCUAUAGAGGAACGAGAGUCAAGCCGAAUACCUAUCGGUCAACAGAAAAUUGAUAUUAAUAAUGAACCUCGUGAAAUAAAAGAACUAGUAAAUAAACUUGUUCUUGAAUUUGGUGAUGUUAGGACUACAAAACGGAUAGAUCUUUUAUGGAAUUCUUCAGUCAAUACUAGGGCUAAAACCAUCCCACGUCCAUAA